Messenger RNA from Blastomyces gilchristii SLH14081, 4512 nucleotides. RefSeq lists its product as uncharacterized. The coding region runs from base 82 to 1158 and encodes 358 amino acids. The record is from RefSeq and is a predicted model, not a curated record. The transcript has 4 exons. NCBI's taxonomy places the organism in Eukaryota, Fungi, Ascomycota, Eurotiomycetes, Onygenales, Ajellomycetaceae.
AUGCAAACCGCAAGGAAAAGGAAAAUGGAUAUCCGCUUGAUAUACAUGGAGUGACAUUGGCCACCAUUCAACCAAUCAAUCAUGCACUUCCACGAAUUUUUACGGGCGAUUGGCCCUGAAGUCGAGGAUGUUGAGGAAGAAGCGUUUUCACUAUUCUCCCAGGAAAUCCCUUCACAGAACUUAGGCUUUAUUGAUUCUCGUGCGAGUACCAUCAGCCUCACUAUCCACGGCCGUGAUUUUCAAAUCCGCCAAUCGCCAACUAUCCUCUCCUCAACCCGUUCAGGGGGAACUACGGGCGCGGUUCUAUGGAAAAUCACCCCCUUCGUCGCAGAAUGGCUAUCUUCCAAACAAAAUACCCUCUGGACAUCAUCAAUCCUAAACCAGGACUCUACCGUUGUCGAGCUUGGUUGUGGGAUAUCUGGGGUCAUCGCCCUCACACUCGCCCCAUCUAUUAGCCAUUACAUAGCUACAGACCAAGAAUACGUCCACAAACUACUAAAGGAAAACCUCGAAGCAAACACUAUAGCCAAUGCCAACGCCACCGCCCCCCGCCGUAAUGAUCAGCACCGCCAAUCCCGGCGCGGCCCUCGAAAACCGCCAUCUACCCGUUCUUCAAAUCAACACUCCCCAUCCCCUUCCCGACACCGCCCGGACACCACCAGCACAGGAAACGUAACCUUCACUGCGCUGGACUGGGAGCUUGACUCGCCAUGCACACUCAAACAAGUCAUCAAGCCCUCCUCUACUCAAUCAUCAGAAAAAACGAAAGAAGAAGAAAGCGAUGAAGUAGAAAAAGACCCGGGUUUCGACCUCCUCCUCGCCUGCGACUGCAUCUACAACGACGCCCUAAUCGAUCCUUUCGUGCAAACCUGCGCAGAUAUCUGUCGGCUGCGGCCUGGCUAUACACUACCGCCUCCGUCCCUGCCUGAGGGCGCACCACCACCAACACCGCUCGCGUCGAAAAGGCGGCCAACUGUAUGCGUUAUUGCACAGCAACUGCGGGUGCCGGAUGUGUUUGAGUCGUGGCUGCGCGCGGCGCUGGCGGAGUUUCGGGUGUGGAGGGUUAGCGAUGAGGUUCUUGGGAAAGGGAUGGGGGAGGGCUUGGGAUUGAAGGGUGGGUCGGGGUAUGUUGUUCAUGUGCUUGUGCUGAGGGAGUAGGAAGGGCGUGGUUGGCGUGCAUUAUCCGUGUACACCAACGUGUCUCAGCGUUUGUAUGGAACAUCGUGGGGAAACAGAAAUGAAGUGUAUUAUGAGGAUGAAUGGGCAAUGUAACUUGUCGAUUUGAUUGUGUAAACUUUCUGCUCUGAUAUAUCCAGGGCAUUCGGAAAUUAGCUGUUGACUGUUGCUGUGUUUGUCAUAAUUUGUUCGAUGCUCCUUUAUUCUGUACACCAGCUCCUUUUCACUUCGGGAAUUUAUUUGUUUCUACGACUUGGUAAAAUUAUUCAUCGACCGAUGAUGAAACAUGCCCAUGGUGUGCGAAACAGAAACACCCCCUUGAUUCAAAAUGUAACUGCACCCCAUCCACCGGGUCCCUGAGGCGCAAGAGUUCCGGCCGGGAUUCUCCGCAAUGGUUACACGAAGUAGAAUAUUCCCCCCCCUUGAAACUCCCAAAAAUCACGAGCAUUCGGAAUCUUCCCCCCUCUGGCAGCCACAGGUACGGACAUUAUUACAUUACCCCCUUACCUACUUCUUCCCCAUGAUCCCCUCAAACUUCCACGUCAUCUCAGUCUCAAAAGACCCCUUCCCAAUCUCCAACCAGUCCAAGUUCGCCCACUUCUCCGGUCUCUCCAACGCAUCCACAAAAUGCUUCAUAGCCAACACGGUCUGAGCCGCCCACCGCUCCUUGCUAACAUUCCCCACCCCAACCGCCAACGGAGGCAUUAAGAUCCUAUCAAUCCUCUUCUUUUUAUUCUCCUCCUCCUUCCCCUCCCCUUCCCUACUUCCUUCCUCCCCCUCAACUCCCACAACCCCCUGUUGACCCCGCUUCUCCUCGCCCUCCCUAACCCGCCUAUUCCACCUCUCCACCUCCACCAUCAACGCCCACACACACUUAUACACAACCUCACGAUCCCACACCACAUUCUCCGGCAUGCGCAUCGUCGGACAAAGCGCCACCCACCGACAGCCCCCCAGCGCCCGGCCCGUUUUCACAAUCUCCUCCGGAAACGGCACAAGCGUGCAGGUGCCCGGAGGAGCAUAGCCGCGCCAGUGCUCGUAGAGCGUUUUCUGCGCGGCAUUGGUUAGAGUGUCGUAGUUGUGGUGGGGCAGACAGAAGACGCGGGAAAUGGCGUCGUCGAAGGCACCGUCGAGGCGGCCGUAGGAGUUUGCGGGGGAGACGACGAGGUCGAACGGCUGUGUGGGUGGGACGAACUCGAGGCGGCUCUGGAGGGGGGUUAUUUUUAUUUUUUGAUGGGGUUGUUGGGUUGGUUCUGGUGUGGUGGUGGUGGUGGAAGAGGAGGAGAGGACGAGAGCGGGCCAAUAUUUGCGGAGGGCGUCUUGGAAAGCGGUUAUGUUCACUUGUUCUCUGCAGAGGAGGAUGAUUUCGGGGAGGUCGAUAAACGGGUUCGACGAUGGGGUUGAAGGUGAAGACAUGGUUUUGAAGUUACUUUUGUUUUUUUCUGAGUACGACCUGGCCAGAUGAUAUAUUCUAUAAAAUACUGAAGGGAAUUGAAGGGCUCUGAAAGUUUUAUUUAUAGUUAUCUCUUCCUAAACGAAUAUGUGUUUGUUGUUGUUGCCCUCUGAGGCUGUCCGCAGAAUGAUGUCAGCGGCUGACUCCACUUCCCCGCACAAAUUCGCUCCGCCCCGCUGUCAACCCGAAGGUGCGCGCUAAACAUGCGGAAAACAUCCAAAUAAAGCAAUGAUCCCCCUAAAAUACUUCCUUCUGUGUGCAAGGUCGCUAUCCAUGUGUCUUCUGUGAAGAGAUAUUAUUUAAACUACUCUGCGUGCCUAUGGUAAUAAGAGUACAAUUGCGAUUAGCUGGGAAUUGGGAGUGGUGUAUUACUCCUUGGUUCCUACCGCUCACUAGCACGGUAACAUAUUUUAAUCGCCCUCCUCUUCACUCUCCGCCACCUUUUUCCUUCCUCAGCAACUCUAGUUUAAUAUUGGAUACUAGUCCUGAAGGAAGUUGGCACUUGUCUGACCCUGCUACUGUCAGGGAGGACAUUUCGUGAUCUCGAUGAUGGCAGCAACACAGGUUUCCAUGGCGCUUUUGUACACGGCUAUGCAAAUACGGCACGGGCAGUUAGAGCAUUAGCAUACGUGGGAAAAUUAGAUAAAAUGGUUUCUUUAGGAAGAGCCUGCUCCCGCUGUGCCACGAUCAAGGCGGGGGCUUGUUAUCAAUAUGGGAGGGGAACAAAGAACCUCACAGCCACAUCCCUCGGCUGGACAACAUACUGACAAGUGUCCAUCAUUGCUAGCCCCGUCUGCCUCGCCACCUUUUCAAACCUCCUAAUCCGCCUCCUUAAUUCUCUCCUCCUCUCCUUCUGCUCCGUCCUAGGAGCCCGUGCAACCGCAACAGCCUGAUUCGCCAGUAAGAACCGUUCUCGAUCUGUAAACCCUCUCUCAAACUGGACCUGCACCUCCCGUAACUUCUAAAGAAUGAUAGGAAAAAAGAAAGUUUACAUCAGCUUUUUCCCCCUUCCAAUGAACCUAGGAAAGAAAAAAAAGAAGAAAAGAUUGAAGUGAUAAAAUGGACAAUGAACAUAGAAAGUUGGAAGUACAUAUCAACAUACCCGCUGCCUAUAAUUGGCCCUCGCAAUCUCCCCCAUAAACGCCUCGUAUUCUCGUUUGCGCCUUUGGGCUAGAACCAUGUCAGCAGUCUUGCGUUCGCGUAGGACUUUGUUGCGUUGCACGUAUAGUUCGAUUCGACGCUGGUGGUGUUUUUGGAUGCGCCUAGUUAUGCUGCUCAGAGCGACGGGCGACAUUUUUUUGGGUUCUUCCGCUCGUGUGCGAGAGAAGGUGCAGAGGCAGAUUUUGGAACGGGCUAGCCUCUCGUCUUCCUUUUGCUCCUUUCGGUAUCUGGAUGUUGAGUCUGCCGCUGUUUCGAGGGAUGGGAAUUGAUAUGCUCUGUAUGAAGCGAAGUAUAUGAAGGGGUAGUAGUAUGAAGGGUGGCUGAAAUUGCAAACUAGCAAACUGAGCAGUGAGAUAAAAGGCGUAUGUUCUCGCCUUUUUAUCUUUUAUCCGUUGCUCCUAUCUCCUAAUUGGUUCGAUUCCUAGAGACGAAUUCGUGCAAAUUUAGUGAGUGGAAGGAGUGAAUGGGGCGGGCGCACGUUGCGAAGGGGAAGUGUUGAUGAUAUGAAAAGCUGCGUGCCAACUCGAUGUUUCUCUUUAGAUGAAUUAAGUGAGUUGGGGCCGUUGUAAUAUAUGCAUUCACAGAUGGGGAGAGUGAAUUAGGAAGACUUUGCCUGUGGGAACUGGGUUAACUAUAACUGACUGUGAAAGUGCAGAUGUAUUCUCAGCUGAGUGGGCUAUGAUUUGUUUGUUCACUUUCAGUACGUAGUACUAGAAGCAAAU